AUGAAUAUAAAGCCAACUAAGCGUAAAUUUUCUUAUCAAACGAUAACGAACAUAUUGAAUGAUUAUUCAAUAGAGCAAGCGUCUUCACAAAACAAAAAUAAAAAUAGUAAUAAUAAACAUAGCAAUGUUAAUAAUGGUGAUCAUCAAUUAAAAAGACGUCCAAGUGCACUUGUACGUCCUGAAAGACAUAGACCUCGUCCAUCUAUAAUCAAUAGUAAAAAUCACAAACGAUAUACCGAAGAGAAAUCAAGUAAAGAUAAAGCUCAAAAUCGAUCAAAUUCCGCCAAGUAUAAUUAUGAUAAAUAUGCAAGUUAUACUUGGUGGGAAUUGUUUGCUUUAAUCAUUACGGUUUGGGUACCAGAUACUUUACUAAAAAGAAUUGGUCAAAUGAAUCACCCUUUAACAAGACAAGCUUGGAGAGAAAAGGUAACUUUAUGUAUUAUAAUCUUGACGCUAUGCUUUUGUCUUGGAUUAUUAUCAUUCGCGCUACGACCUUUACUUUGCAAAGAUGAUGCAUCAAGUAGUCGUCUUGCAUUUUCAGAAAGGUCUGGAACUGGCAAUGAACUUGUAAAAGUGUAUAGAGAUGAUAUAGUAGUUUAUGGUGGAAUAUAUAAAUUUCCUACAAUGAAAAGUUUCAUGUCAACAAAAAAUAUUCAAUUAAGCGAUAAUUUCAAAGGAUCGGAUUUAAGUAAUCUUUUCGAUAAUACAAAAGGUUUAUGCCAAAGUUUUGACGAAUCUAGUAACAAUACAGUCAAUUGUGAAGUUCCACUUCUAAACACUACGAGUUGUAUUUUAAUCAGUGAUCUAGAAAGAUAUACUAGACCUGAUGUUGGGAUUUUAGCUUUUGAGUGGGAGGAUCUUGUUCCCAAUAGUGUCGACAUAAAUGCUUUAUAUUUUGUAUAUAAUGGUUUAGUGUUCAACCUGGAUCAGUAUUUUUCUAAUUUAGACGUAAACCAUUCAAUAAAAAAAUAUCUUGGAGAUAAAACACACGAAAUAUUAACUGAAAGUUUAGGAAAAGAUGCCACAUUAUUAAUAACAAAUCAUUUAAACGUUAAUAAUGAAUUGAAAUGUGUAUUCCAAAGAUAUAAAGCUGGUGUUUUAUCCACACAACCCGCCGGAUGUAUGGCAGCUGAUCUUAUAAUAUUCACCACCACAUCAAUAGUGGUACUUGUUGUAGUAAUAAGAUUUGUGAUGGCUGUUGUGUUUCAAUGGUUUAUUGCAGAUAGAUUGACAUUUGUUAGAAAGAAGGAGAAUGGAACGGUAGUGAUAAAAGGCAAAUCUCCUUAUGUGAUUAUACUAGUUACUUGUUAUUCCGAGGGCAGAAAAGCAAUAAAAUCUACUUUAGACAGUUUGGCAGCUACAAGUUAUAAUGAUAAACACAAGUUGUUUUUUAUAGUGACAGAUGGAGUUGUAAGAGGAGAAGGAAAUAAAAAAACUACACCUGAAAUAUGUCAAAAAUUGUUAGAUGUACCGACAGGUUUAGAUGAUCCAUUACCAUGUUCUUAUAUGUCAAUUGGUAGAGGCGAAAAAAAAAUAAAUAGAGCAAAAGUGUAUGCAGGACAUUACAACCAAAAUGAUCGUCGUACACCAGCGAUUCUUGUGGUUAAAGUUGGCAAUAGAAAAGAAUCAAAUUCUACUAAAGCUGGCAAUCGUGGUAAACGUGAUUCACAGGUGAUACUGAUGACUCAUUUUCAAAGAGUAUUUACAAGUGACCAUUUUACUGAAUUAGAUUAUGAAUUAUAUUGGAAAAUUUAUUUUCUCAUGGGGAUAACUUCCGAUGUGUUUGAAUUGGUAAUGAUGGUAGACGCUGACACCAAGGUUUCCGAGUCGUCGCUAGCUUACCUUGUUUCAGCCAUGAAAAAAGAUCCCAUGAUAAUGGGUUGUUGUGGUGAAACUAGGAUAGCAAACAAAACUAGUAGUUGGGUAUCAGCUAUACAAGUUUUCGAGUAUUAUGUAUCACAUCAUUAUGGUAAAGCGUUUGAAGCAGUAUUCGGUGGUGUCACUUGUCUACCAGGUUGCUUCAGCAUGUUUAGGCUUAAAGCUCCAAAAGAUGGUGUUUGGAUACCUAUAAUAAGUAGCCCACACUUAGUUGCCGAGUAUCAACAAAACUCUGUUAUAACUUUACACGAAAAGAAUCUUUUGUUACUAGGAGAAGAUCGAUAUUUGUCUACCCUGAUGUUCAAAAGCUUUCCUCAUCGAAAAAUGAUGUUCAUUCCACAAGCAGUAUGUUAUACCAUUGUACCAGACACCAUGAAGGUAUUGAUGUCUCAACGACGUAGAUGGAUAAAUUCCACAGUUCAUAAUCUAUUGGAAUUGUUAUUUGUUAGUGAUUUGUGUGGUAUUGCUUGUUUGUCGAUGCAAUUUAUAGUUUUUUUGGAAUUGAUCGGUACUGCUAUGUUACCAAGUGCGAUACUGUAUUCAUUCUUCAUAAUUUUUAAUGCUUUAAUAGCGGAAAAAAUUGACAUCUUUGUAGUUAUAUUGGUGGCUUUGAUUAUUGGAUUGCCAGGUUUGUUAAUUAUAAUAACAGCACAAAAGAUUGUCUAUAUCGGUUGGAUGUUUGGUAAGUGA
Molecule: messenger RNA, 2568 nt
Organism: Entrophospora sp. SA101
Lineage: Eukaryota; Fungi; Glomeromycota; Glomeromycetes; Entrophosporales; Entrophosporaceae
Source: the annotation of a GenBank genome assembly